UUUUUGGACUCUACCGCUUUCCGUCGUUUUUAAGCAUAACGCUCUCUCUCUCUCUCUCUCUCCGGUAGUUGUUGUCCUGCUCGUUCACGUCCACGUCUUCCGUGUUUCACGUGGACUAAACACACGCCUCGACAUGUCCGGGGGAACCCAGCUGGAGAACGCGAACCCGGUGGUCUUCCAGAGGUCCGGGGACCGGAUGCUGACGUCCAACGACGAGGACGAGGACGUCCACGACCCCAUCGACGACAGAGAAAUAUUCGAUCUGAUCAGAUCCAUCAACGACCCGGAGCAUCCUCUGUCUCUGGAGGAGCUCAACGUGGUGGAGCAGGUCCGAGUCAAGGUGGACGACGCGGAGAGUAAAGUGGGCAUCGAGUUCACGCCCACAAUCCCCCACUGUAGCAUGGCGACGCUCAUCGGCCUGUCAAUCAAAGUCAAGCUGCUGCGCUCCCUGCCAGACAGGUUCAAGAUCGACGUCCACAUCACGCCCGGGACUCACGCCUCAGAGGAAGCAGUGAACAAACAGCUGGCGGACAAAGAGCGAGUUGCGGCGGCGCUGGAGAACUCCUCGCUGCUGGAGGUGGUCAACCAGUGCCUGACCCCCACCCGGGGCAUCUGAGGCGGCCAAUCGGCUCCGUCGUCUUCUGCUGUCGAUCGGCCAAUUGCGUCUGAUCGUUGUCGUUGACAACUGAGACAUGGGACUUCAGUGGCAACAGUCCCCAUCUGUAUAUAAUAUUGAUGCUUUUGAUAUUUUAUUAAACAUUUAAAUUCAA
Molecule: messenger RNA, 770 nt
Organism: Cyclopterus lumpus (lumpfish)
Lineage: Eukaryota; Metazoa; Chordata; Actinopteri; Perciformes; Cyclopteridae
Gene: ciao2b
Product: cytosolic iron-sulfur assembly component 2B
Exons: 5
Coding region: 134-616 (160 amino acids)
Biological process (GO): iron-sulfur cluster assembly
Cellular component (GO): cytosolic [4Fe-4S] assembly targeting complex
Source: RefSeq, a predicted model, not a curated record